UGGGUAGAUCAGGUCAGAACUCGGCAUUCAGUGUCCCCUGGAGGUUGGCUGUAGGAUUCAGGUGGCUUGCUCAGGCUGGGAUCAAGGACACAGUGAGCAGAUCAACCUUAACCUCAGCCCCUCCCCUCGCCACAGGAGGACACUGGUGUCAGCAGCAUGAAGCUGAAUUUCACUGGUCUCAGGGCUCUGGUGACCGGGGCAGGGAGAGGGAUUGGGCGAGGCACUGCGAAAGCCCUGCAUGCCUCAGGAGCCAAAGUGGUGGCCGUGUCACUCAUCAACGAAGACCUGGUCAGCCUGGCCAAAGAGUGUCCGGGCAUAGAGCCUGUGUGUGUGGACCUGGGUGACUGGGAGGCCACAGAGAAGGCACUGGGCCGUAUUGGCCCCGUGGACCUGCUGGUGAACAAUGCGGCGGUGGCGCUAGUGCAGCCUUUCAUACAGUCUACCAAGGAGGUCUUUGACAGGUCCUUCAAUGUGAAUGUGCGCUCUGUGCUGCAAGUGUCCCAGAUGGUAGCCAAGGGCAUGAUUAACCGUGGAGUGGCAGGAUCCAUUGUCAACAUCUCCAGCAUGGUGGCCUAUGUCACCUUCCCUGGUCUGGCCACGUACAGCUCCACCAAGGGUGCUAUAACCAUGCUGACCAAAGCCAUGGCCAUGGAGCUGGGACCAUACAAGAUCCGGGUGAACUCUGUAAACCCUACCGUGGUGCUGACUGACAUGGGCAAGAAAGUCUCUGCAGACCCGGAAUUUGCCAAGAAGCUCAAGGAGCGCCACCCACUGAGGAAGUUCGCAGAGGUGGAGGACGUGGUCAACAGCAUCCUCUUCCUGCUCAGCGACAGCAGCGCCUCUACCAGCGGCUCUGGCAUCCUGGUGGACGCUGGUUACCUGGCCUCCUAGACGGCCCAGGUGCAGGGGACUCCUGGAGACUUCCCUGGCCUCACCCUUACAUCAAGACCCCGCCUUCAACCCAACCCAAUAAUUUUGUUCGAAUCCUGUAGAGCCCCACCCCACACACAUCCAUCCCCAACUUUAGACUCCGGGAUCCCGCCAUUCCAUACCAGCUAUGCUGAGAUAAUUUGAUUAAAUAAGUAUCCCAAACCACGAAAA
Mesocricetus auratus (golden hamster) is the source of this 1101-nucleotide messenger RNA. RefSeq names its product carbonyl reductase [NADPH] 2. The transcript has 9 exons. Gene Ontology annotation, biological process: xylulose metabolic process; glucose metabolic process. Bases 157 to 891 code for a protein of 244 amino acids. NCBI's taxonomy places the organism in Eukaryota, Metazoa, Chordata, Mammalia, Rodentia, Cricetidae. The record is from RefSeq and is a predicted model, not a curated record. Gene Ontology annotation, molecular function: carbonyl reductase (NADPH) activity; L-xylulose reductase (NADPH) activity.